AUGAAAAAUAAAAUCUAUUGCAAAAAAGAAAAUAAAGAAUUAAAGAUGGAAAAAAAAUUACCAAUGGUAAUUAGAAAAAUAGCACCAAAGUACCCUGAAAAACCAAUAGAGGAUUUUUUAAAACAAAAUGUUUUUUAUUUAAACCAUUAUUAUGAAAAUUGUGGUGGCUUGAAGAAUUAUAAAGAAAUAAUAUUUACUGAAGAACUACUUUCGUUAAAACAAACAGAUGCAGCAAAAGUUUUGAAUAUUACAACGAAAUCUCUUUUAAAAUUAUUAAAACAUGCAAUCAAUGAAACAGAUGGUUUAUCGGAAUACUACAAUAAUAAAAGAAAAAUAAUAUGGCCACGUAGAACUGUAACUUCACCAUUAAUGGUAUAUGUUUAUACAAACAAAGGUAUAUCUGUAAAAUGUGUUUUUAAAAAUGAAAAUAAAAUCUAG
Dictyostelium discoideum AX4 is the source of this 438-nucleotide messenger RNA. RefSeq lists its product as hypothetical. The transcript has a single exon. Bases 1 to 438 code for a protein of 145 amino acids. The record is from RefSeq and is a predicted model, not a curated record. NCBI's taxonomy places the organism in Eukaryota, Evosea, Eumycetozoa, Dictyosteliales, Dictyosteliaceae.